UGCUUAACGUGUAGCUUUUCUCUCUAUGUUUCGCUUAGGCCGCUUGGAGUGGUUUGGCGUUUGGUGUGUUCUGUGUUUUGUUUCGGUGCCUGGGGCAGAGGAAGCAAAAGAAAGCCCGGUGCUGUAAAAUGUCUUCAUGGGUGAAAGUAACCAGGGGCCAACCACGAAAGCCAGUAGCUGGGAAAAACAUUAACCCUUACAAACCAAGCCAGAAAGCAUCAUUUUCAGACGGCUAUUCAAGAGAUCUGGAAGAACAAAACAGCUUUGAGGAACUUUUUGGCCAGCAAUAUCAAUAUCUCCCAGGAACAGAAGAAUACUGUGAGAGAUAUCAAUAUUCCCAAAAUGAAACACAGUACAGCACAGAUGAUCGCAGAGAGAAGUUGUAUCUACAGUUCUAUCAACAGAUCCAGAAUGAGUACCACAAAGAAAGACCUUCGGAUUGUGUGAUUGUUGCCAUCAGCAAGGAACAGAUGGAAUACGCCACUGCCAUAGGCCAUCGAUUACAGGAUCAUGGCCUUGUGGUGGAGAUGAUUUACUUGACAUCAGAAUCUGGUCUUACACGUGCACUACAAGAAGUUAAAAAUGAUGGGUCCCCGUUUUGCAUUCUAGUUGAGCAGACAAAUGUAGCUUUGUCCUCUUGCACUGCAAUCAUUCUUCAUGAUUCUAUCAAAAUACAUCGUAAUAUGCCCAUGGAGGAUGCCCUGGCUUUGGUAGUUAAGGCUUUCGGGAAAAUUUUUGGCGAGCGUGAGCAGCAGGAGCGUAACGAAAUUUCACACAAAGCAGCUGAUCUGGCGGAUGACUACCUGGAGAGGGAGCUCUAUGAAUCUUACUCUGUCCCACUGGACAUUAGACAUCUUCUCUUCCUUUUAAGCGAUGGCAAAUAUUUAUAUUCUGAAGAGCUGCAAGCAAUCAGUGACUACGUGACAACCAGGAUAACUAAACUAGAAGGCUUUGAGGAAGCAGACACCAGCAAUGAAGCAAAACCCCUGUAUGAAAAGCACACUGCCACCUCCACACACCUGUUGGACAAGCCUCCACCUCUUCUUCCCACCCCAGCCAGGAACACUUUCAAAGCACCAGCUAAAGCUCCCCUGCUUGGGGAUAGACCUUCAGCUGGACUCCUUCCAACUCCAGGGUUUGAGCAAGCUGACCCAACAGAAGAGGAAGUUAAUGCCAUGUAUAAAUCCAGUAUUAUACCUAACAGCAGCUCUGCAAAGGAUAUCUUAGCCAAGCCACCCCCUCUUCUUCCUACUCCAGGACGAACUCCCCUGCUGAGUCUUGGCAAGCCAUCUCUUCGUGAACGACCUGCACCUGGUCUUCUCCCAACACCAGGAUUAUCGGGCCCAAAAGGUAAACCACCUCCCCUCUUGGCUGUGACUGCUAAAAGACCAGGUCUUCUUGGAUUUUCUCCACAUCCACCUCCAAAACGCCCUUUGCUUGGUGAAAAGCCUGGUCUUCUUCCAACUCCUGGUGUUUCUGGUGCUCCUCACCACUGGUCAUCUAAACCUAAACCAUUGCUCAGCUGAGGACAAAAUAAUCCAUGCCGGCUGCACCUGUGCAUCUACUAUGUAUAACUUACUCCAAAAUGGAGAAAGCAGAAGAAUUGUGACAGUUUGAGUAAUACCCUCAUUCCCUUAGGAUAUGUUUUGUGGUUUUUUUUUUUUAUCUGGUUACUGCCCUUACGUAAAAUCUUUUACCUGCUAGAAUUCUGGUUCCACUGACAAGAUGAAGAUUAAUUAUUGUAUUAAUGGAUGUCCCUUGUUCUUCAGUUUUUUUGUGUUUUGUAUUUUUCUUUUCUCAGAAGAGAAUAAAGAUUUUGUUUUACACAA
Xenopus tropicalis (tropical clawed frog) is the source of this 1829-nucleotide messenger RNA. RefSeq names its product provisional ortholog of nuclear receptor coactivator 5. NCBI's taxonomy places the organism in Eukaryota, Metazoa, Chordata, Amphibia, Anura, Pipidae. Bases 129 to 1526 code for a protein of 465 amino acids. The transcript has 11 exons. The record is from RefSeq and is a predicted model, not a curated record.